Molecule: messenger RNA, 1853 nt
Organism: Lingula anatina
Lineage: Eukaryota; Metazoa; Brachiopoda; Lingulata; Lingulida; Lingulidae
Product: transmembrane protein 33
Biological process (GO): membrane organization; endoplasmic reticulum tubular network organization
Cellular component (GO): endoplasmic reticulum; membrane
Source: RefSeq, a predicted model, not a curated record
CGGAUGCGUGACGUCAUGUAUUAAAUAUCGUCCUUCUUUCUUUUCAUUCAAUGAAAUUACUUGCGUUGGAUAUCAUAAGAGAUUGGGUAAACUAAAGUUCAGGAGGUAAGACUCAGUGGAAAGUAUCAUGGCUGAAACUGAUGAUGGAGCAACACGGAGGCCUGGUGAAGAUACCAGUAACACAUCAACACAGGGAUAUAACUGGAAUGAAGUCAUUGCACAUAUGAAGGCUAAUAAAAUAGAGAGUGGCCUUUGGCUGACCAGGAUAUGCAGUGUGUUCUUCAGUAUACUCUUUAUAUUCCCUAUCACUGGAGGAAAUCCUCAAAGUUAUUAUCAGAAGGCGCUGAUCAGCAAUGCAGCUACGAGUGCACUACGACUUCAUCAGAGGCUGCCCAAUUUUCAAAUGAGCAGAGAAUUCUUCACACAGAUGUUUCAGGAAGACAGCUGUCAUUACUUGUUUUUUUCUCUUAUUCUGAUGACAGUCUAUCCAAUGACAAUGGCUUUGGUGCCAAUAUUUCUCUUUGCAUUGCUCCAUGCCUCAAGCUUCACAAGAGCUCUUCUUGAUAAACUAGGACCCAAUUCCCUGCAGUUGGUGCGUAAUUUGAUUGGCAAGUUAGAUGGCCAACAAGUGAGCAUCCUGAGAUUCGUAGCCUGCACAGAGAUUUUCAUCAUGCCAACCUCCAUCUUUAUGAUAUUUACUGGGCGAGCUUCAUUAUUGUUUCCAUUCCUUUACUACCGGUUCUUGAGUCUACGCUAUACUUCUAGAAGAAAUCCAUAUUGCAGGACCUUAUUUUGGGAGUUAAGGAUGACCAUUGAACACCUGGUCAACAAGCCACAGUGUCCACAAGCUGUUAGAAACCUAACUUUUAAAGGUAUAGCAUUUGUGAACAGACUUGCCCCAACAUAUGUUACACAACAACAACAGCAGCAGUAAUGAGAUAUUCUGAGAAAGACAUUCACUUCAAGAGAUUGUUUGCUUCUAGCUGAAAAAAAUCUCCAGUUGCAAUUUCUGGAGUACUUGAUGACUUGGGAUGGUCCAUGAAAACAGCUUUAGUAUUUCAAUAAUAUAAAAAAUGAAAGAACUGCAUAAUGCAUUGUUAAAACAAUUCACAAAUGAACAAAAUGUGGAUUUCAGACCCAUUGAUUAAAAUAUCCCUAAAUUAUUAAUAGAAAAUUGAAAUACCAAGCAUUGGAUAAAGCACAAGUUUUUCAUAUUUGUAAGAAUAAUUAUGGAGUGAAAAUGUCCUUCCACAUUUUCAUGGAUCAGCAUUUAAGUGUAGCACAUUUAGAUCAGUCAAAUUGCACAGUGAAUAUCCCCGAAAAGUGUUCUAGAUGAAAUGAAAUAUGACUAAUUGCAGUUUUGCUCCAAAUUUUCCACCUUAGUUCUAAUACAACGAUGGAAAACUGAAUUCACAUGUAAUGAACAGAUAUGGUGUGACCUGAAAGGAAUAUGGGUCUAAAAUGCUGUUAGGUGACCAUAUUGAUUUACCAUUGAUCUAAAUGCCUGAGACAUAGUGGUGUCUUUGUACACAGGGCAGGACUAAUAUAGAGACCCCACUGAGGAUAAGAUAUUUGAACCAUUGGUUUAUUAAUAUGAUGAGCUAACAAACUUGAUGCUUGGUUUGGUGUCGAGUUCCACCACAUCUAAACAUAUCUUUAUUGUGUUAAUGAUAUAAGACUGUACUGCUGAUAGAGUAAUAUACAGAAACAGUUAUAUCAUAGUGAAAUUAGCCUCAUUUCUCUUUUUUUUAUCUAAGUGAAAGAAAAACCAUGAAAUAUUAUGACUUGCAACAAAUAGCACCUAGCAAACCCAUAUGUGAGAGAUCAGAAAAGACAAAAAUAAGUGAUUAAAA